AUGGCCAAAUGGUUCAAGGCUCAGCCAGAAUGGCUCAAGAGGCCUGCCAUCUAUGUGGAGAGAAAAGAGGACAGCGCUGUCCUGAGGCAGCUGUUGGACUGUACUGGGCAGACCCCCUCCGGAUUUUUUUAUUUCUUGACGGGUCCGCCUGGCGGUGGCAAGACAACGCUGGCCCAGAGAGUGAUCCAUGAGUUGAGGGAGGGGGUCCUCUAUGUGGAGGCUCCCAGCGACGCGGGCCAGUUUGGCCAGCAACUGGCGAGCACCCUGCAGCUGGUCGAGCAGCUGCCAAACCCGCUCUUUCUCAUCUAUGACUACGUCCUCAACAUAGCCGGCGGCCCCGAGCAGGAGCGGACAUCAAAGCUGAGCUCCUGUCUGAGUGCGCUGGAGACAGCUGCACGCGCAUUCCGGGCUGCGCGGCGGCGGCCGGCCGUGUUAGUAAUAGACAAUGCGGAGCGGCUGGCGGCGAAAGAGUCGGUCAUGCGCGACAUGCUGUUCGCCGCGCAGCAGUGGGCCGACCGGGGCCUCGUCAGAGUUGUCUUCGUGUCCAGCGACGACGCUCUCAUCACACGCCUGCUAGGCCAGUCGCGAUGCAGCAAGGCGGCGUCUGUGGAGAUGGGUGACCUGAGUGAGGAGCAGGCGCUGCAGUAUCUUGAGAAGCGCGGCGUGGCGGCCAAGGCUGCAGCACAGGUGGUGGAUGUCACCGGAGGCCGCCUGCUGCAGCUGAUGUCAGCCGUUGAAGUGCUGGAACACGGCGGCACGCCUGAAGACGUGAGGCGGCUUGCGCUCGUGGCUGCGGAGGCAGAGUUCCAGAAGGUGGGGCUAUUAGAUGACACACCGCAGAGUGCUGCCGGGCUGAGAGUCGUUCAGGCUCUGUUGCAAGCGGACAACAUUGCCUCUGACCAGUGGAAUCGCCUAGUCCCAUCCCCACAUGAUAAGGAGGAGCUUCUGCGGGACAAUGUGUUUGCCCGGCGGCACAGAGACUGUAAAAUUGUUUUCGAGAACAGAAGUGUUGCUGUACUCGCAAGGGAGAAGUUUGGAGCAGCAUGCAAUUGA
Coccomyxa subellipsoidea C-169 is the source of this 1053-nucleotide messenger RNA. RefSeq lists its product as hypothetical. The record is from RefSeq and is a predicted model, not a curated record. Gene Ontology annotation, molecular function: ATP hydrolysis activity. NCBI's taxonomy places the organism in Eukaryota, Viridiplantae, Chlorophyta, Trebouxiophyceae, Coccomyxaceae. The transcript has 7 exons. Bases 1 to 1053 code for a protein of 350 amino acids.